Messenger RNA from Coturnix japonica (Japanese quail), 4560 nucleotides. RefSeq names its product solute carrier family 16 member 3 (gene SLC16A3). Gene Ontology annotation, molecular function: lactate:proton symporter activity. Lineage: Eukaryota; Metazoa; Chordata; Aves; Galliformes; Phasianidae. Gene Ontology annotation, cellular component: basolateral plasma membrane. Gene Ontology annotation, biological process: transmembrane transport; monocarboxylic acid transport. The record is from RefSeq and is a predicted model, not a curated record.
GGACCACGUGGCGGCGCUAGGACCCGGGCGGCCCCGCGGGGACAGGGGAGGGGCGAGCGGACGCGACCCGCCGCGCCGAGGCGCUCGGCAGAGCGGGGAGAGCGGGGAGAGCGGGCGGCGGACGGGAGAGAGCGCGGGGAUCUGCACGGCGGAGCGCGGCCGUGACUCAGGGAACCCUCUUGAUCUGCAUCAUGGGAGCAGUGGUAGUUGAUGAUGGUCCGUCUGGUGUUAAAGCUCCCGAUGGAGGCUGGGGCUGGGCUGUCCUUUUUGGCUGUUUUAUCAUCACGGGAUUCUCCUAUGCCUUUCCAAAGGCGGUCAGUGUCUUUUUCAAAGAACUCAUCCGGGAAUUUGGCAUUGGAUACAGUGACACCGCGUGGAUCUCCUCCAUUCUGUUGGCCAUGCUUUAUGGAACAGGUCCGCUCUGUAGCGUGUGCGUCAAUCGCUUUGGCUGUCGCCCGGUCAUGCUGGUAGGUGGCCUUUUUGCCUCCAUGGGGAUGGUGAUAGCCUCCUUCUGCACGAGCAUCGUUCAGAUCUACCUCACCGCAGGGGUGAUCACCGGUUUGGGUCUGGCACUCAACUUUCAGCCUUCGCUCAUCAUGUUAAACCGUUACUUUGACAAACGCCGACCCUUGGCCAACGGGUUGUCUGCUGCUGGGAGCCCAGUGUUCCUUUGCGCCCUUUCACCGCUGGGGCAGAUACUACAACACGAGUAUGGCUGGAGAGGAGGAUUCCUUAUACUGGGUGGGAUGCUGCUCAACUGUUGUGUUUGUGGAGCAUUAAUGAGACCUCUGGAGCCACCCAAAAAAUCUGAAGCUACCAAAGAAUCUUCUGAGAAGAAGGCAAAGAAAAAACUCCUGGAUUUCAGCGUGUUUAAAGAUGGUGGUUUUGUGAUCUACACGCUAGCGGCAUCUAUCAUGGUGCUUGGCCUCUUCGUUCCCCCAGUUUUUGUUGUGAGUUAUGCCAAGGAUUUAGGGAAUCAUGACACCAAAGCAGCUUUUCUUCUGACGAUUCUGGGAUUUAUUGAUAUCUUUGCUCGUCCAAUUUGUGGAAUGGUAGCUGGUCUCAAGUGGGUUAGACCGCGCUGUGUCUACCUCUUCAGUUUUGCUAUGAUUUUUAAUGGCUUUACAGAUCUCAUGGGCUCCAUGUCUGUUGAUUACAGUGGCCUGGUGGUCUUCUGCAUUUUCUUUGGCAUUUCUUAUGGAAUGGUAGGUGCUCUUCAGUUUGAAGUUCUCAUGGCUAUUGUUGGCACUCAGAAGUUUUCCAGUGCUAUCGGCUUGGUGCUCCUGGCAGAAGCAAUGGCAGUUCUCAUCGGUCCACCAUCAGCAGGAAAGCUCUUGGAUCUAACACGGAGGUACAUGUUUGUCUUUAUUAUUGCUGGAAUUGAAGUUACCACCUCAGCGCUGGUAUUGGCCUUGGGAAAUUUCUUCUGCAUUAAGAAAAAAACAGAAGAACCACACACAAAAGAAGCAGCAGCAGAAAGAGAAGAAUUAAACAAAUCGGAAGACAAAACUCCCGAGGAUGCCAAGGUGGACUCUAUUGAGGUGGAGCAGUUCCUAAAAGAUGAGCCUGAAAAGAACGGCGAGGUCGUAACUAACCCAGAAACCUGUGUGUGAGCACGGCACAAAACCCGCACGGCGUUUAGAAGAGGCUCAAACAGAACCUCACCACUAUUUAUUUUAGGAAUAGAACUAGCUUAGGGCUGGGCCGUCUGCUUUAUUAACUGGAGGCCGGUCAGCUCAUCAGGUCUCUCUGGAAGCUGAUUUACUAGACAACCUUCUAUCAGAACAUUAGCUUUAUCAGUGAAAGGUGAAACGUUGUGGUUAUACUUUUAAUGUAAAACAAACAAAAAAAAAGCUUUUCUGAACACAAGUAGAGUCUUGCCAUGCAUCACCAGAAACUGCUCACUUGGCAGAGCUAGAGGAAGGCUUUAUUAUGUGUACGCUUUCAGAUAAUACGGGUGAUAUUGCUGUGUUGUGUGGCUCAAUGUAAUUUCCCUUUCAGUGCUUUUUUGGGAAGGGGAAAGAGUUUGAGAUGGAGAAAAAUCUCAGGAACUUCAAGGUCUCCAUUAGGUCUUUGAAUUUCUUACUUUUUUUAGACUUUCAGAUUAAUUGGCUCAGUCCUAGUAUAAUUUUGAUAAUACCUGUUACUUUUGGUUUAUGCAAAUGUAUUUCUAUGAGUUUUGUCUAAACCUGUAGUCUUUGUAAUUGUCAUCUGGAAACACUGUACACAGAAAGGCACAUCGCAGGCACUGCCCUCAGCUGGUCACACCAGCCCUGUUCUUAGGGAAUGCUAAAAGGAAAAUAAAAUGAGUAGAAUCCAUCCCAGCAGACAAUAAGCAAAGCUCAUCUCCAUUCAUACACACUGCGCUCAGUACAGUUUCCCUGCAGCACUGAGAAACCUUACAGGUAUCAUCCAGAGGAAGGACACGGGGCUUAGCAGAAUCUUCUGGUCUGUCUGUCCUGUCGAUAAAUUCCAACUGGCCAGGUUACAUCUGUCAGACAUGUGGCUACUGGGUAACUUAGGGGGAAGGUUGGGACUACUUUGAAAUGAGUUGCUGUUACAUCUUUAACAUGCAACGUUAGCAACACAUGAAAAACUCGAUGGAUUUCUUCCUUUAAUGUUUGAUUUACCCCACUGACCUCUGCUUUAUUCAUCUAUUGAAGUUCAGAGGGUCGUUCUGGUUGCUUAUGAUGAUGGAUGGAACUGCUGAUCAUGUAUGUGAUGGCGCUAAAUGAGAGCUCGUCAAGAGCUGGGCCUGCUCUGCCACCUGUUUGCUACACAAAGGUGCUGUGCAGUCCUUACAUCGUGUCUGACAUCAGAUGAGGGAAGGGGAAGUAACAACAGAUCUGACAAGGCAGGGUCAGCACAGAUGGAGAAAUGCAGAAAGGGAAAGGAUUCACUGUAAGCACUCUGAAUAGGAAAGGAAGGUAAAAAGGCAGGCAUUCUCUAUUGCAUGUAUAAAAAAACCAGUAUGUCCAUUCUACAUUUUUCUCCCCACGAACACAUUGAAAAUACGUAAUAUUUUCUAUCAAAUGGAUGCUAUUUCAACCCAGUUUUCAGAUAUGUGUAUAAAAAGACCUGUGGGAUUGAUGAGUGCAGUUACAAUCUUCAAAACAGGCUUAAUCCUGGAUUCUAUUUUCUUCUCAGUAGGGAUUCUAAGGCAGCACAGGAAAGAAAUAUCACGAGCUGUCCCACAUGUGAUCACUUUAGCAGAUACAGCACAACCAAGGAAGGGCCAAAACCACAACCCAUGGGGUUAUUUUGGAUACCAGCUUCCACUCCACUAACUCUUUCACAUUGGUUUUGCAUCAUUAGGACAAAUUUAAAUCUUAGGAACACCAUUUUAUUUUUUUUUUUGGUAUCGAUUUUCAACAGAAAUGGAUGCUGCACUCAAUAAAAUGGUUAUUUUUUAUAUUGGAAAUAGUGCAGUCCUCUUUCCUUUUUCUCUCCCCUGCCUUGACUUCCUUUGUAGGAACCCUCCAGCUGUGCCAGAUGCUCUGCCUGCACAACCAUGUCUCAGUGUUAGGCUGUGUUGGGGCUUCUGCCCUAUUGCUUCUACAGCCAUAGCAAAACAGGCCUUCACAUUCAGCUCCUCCUGACCUAAGGUGUAAAAAAACCAACCCCCAAACCCCCAAACUAACACAUACCACAUACUAUAAGAAGGAUUAUAUCUGAGCCCUUCAGUGAGAUCAGCCUGCUUUGUAUGAAUUUCACUCUGCUUAUUGCAAACUCACAAGGACUUGCAUUCAAACUCCUUCAGGUCUUUGGGUACAGUAUUGCUUUAAUCUCAGCUCUGUUGAGAUAAGCCCUGAAUUCCCAACACCCCUCAGUGCUCUUUGGAAGGAAUAGGUGGCCAGUCCAAGAAUGGCUGAAGGGGGGAACAGUUUGUGUGCAGUGCUGCACAACAGAGAUGUGGAUGAACCCUCCUGUGUUCAGCCUUCACCUCCAUAAUGUUCUAUGACUUGGGUGGAAGGCAGGUAGCUACACAGUGGAAUAACCCCAGGUCUCAAAGGCAAUGCGGUCAUUUGCUCUCCAUCAUGCACUGCUGGAACUGCAGUCAGAAACCCAGGUGCAAUAUAUCAAAGUCCAGUAAUCAAAAGCAUCUGAAAGAUUACAUUCAUAGAUUAUUUCUCCAAAACUGAUGAAGUUGUUCGGGCCUUUGAGCAUUCUAUGACUUGAGAUGAUAUGAAGGACCGAACAGAUUGUUAAUACAUUCAAACCCACCAAAUCAGGUGUUAGGUGAUAUCGAAUCAUCCUCUAACCCAACCACAUUUCACAAUGAUAGACUCCAAUGCACUCACGCCUUGGUUUUCUCCCUAGAAAAGCUUAAAUCUGGUAGAAUCUGCCCCAGGCAGGAUUUGCAGGAGCAUGCAAACAUGACAUGUGACAAUGGUAAGUACUGAUGUGUGCACAUCCCUCUGUGUCCUGCAGCUCUCUUUGGGAUUACACUUUGGUUUUGUGCAACAAGGUGAUAUGUUUCCUGUUUAUGCACUUUAAUGUUACGUGUACGUUUAUACCUGGAUUUGUUUGAUGCUUUUCUAGUAAACUGUUGCAAAAAUA